Messenger RNA from Physella acuta, 9160 nucleotides. Its product is annotated as ubiquitin carboxyl-terminal hydrolase 32. Gene Ontology annotation, biological process: protein deubiquitination. NCBI's taxonomy places the organism in Eukaryota, Metazoa, Mollusca, Gastropoda, Physidae. Gene Ontology annotation, cellular component: Golgi apparatus. The record is from RefSeq and is a predicted model, not a curated record. Gene Ontology annotation, molecular function: calcium ion binding; cysteine-type deubiquitinase activity.
CAGCGCGUGAUUAAAGAUGGUGGAUAGGGAAAUGUUUUCAUUAGAAAAUAUGUAAACACUAACUUUGAUUCGAUUUCCUGACAUUUAUCGUGUGAAUUAGAAACGUUCUAUUGCGCGCAAAAUGGGUGCCAAAGACUCUAAAUUAUCCGUGAUAUCUUUUGAAGAUGCAUCACGGCGAGUGAGUGACUCAGAAAGUGCCAGACUAAGGGAAGCUUUUCGCAGAGUGACAGCUGUCAACUCAACCAUGUCUGACACUGUGUUUGUAAGAGAAGUUUUGUGGGAAGGUGUCCCGAUGAAUAUAGCCCAGCUAAUCUACAGAGGCUAUGGUGGGACAUCCAAGGGCUUGAGUUACAAAGAUCUGCUGUGUGGUCUGGUUAUUCUAACCAAAGGUACCAGAGAGGAGAAAAUGAAAUUGAUCUUUGCCAUGUACUGCGACGACUCAUGUACCUAUGUACAGAAGGAUGAAAUGGAUAAACGUGUCAUUGAGACAGAAGGCCAGGUGUCUCCAGCAUUAUCUAAUCUGUUUAAAGAGUCUGAUCAAGUAUCGUAUGAGCAGUUUUCAUAUUGGUUGAAAGGACAUCCAGACGCAACAAUAAUAAGCAAAUGGCUACUUUUGGAAUCAGCAAGCUUAUCUUUGUCAGGGGAACAUGACACGCCCACAUUUUACCAGACUCUUGCCGGGGUCACUCAUUUGGAAGAAAGAGAAAUUCUGGAGCUGGAAAAACGCUACUGGACCCUCAAAGCAUUAUCAAAGUCUGGACGGUUCGACCAAGAUUUGUUCAAGUCUCAAGUCUGUCCGCCCUUACCAGAGAAACUUUGUCAUUCGCUGUUUUUGGCAUUUGAUGAAAAUUGUGAUAGUCACAUAGACUUUAAAGAAAUGGCUUGUGGCAUUUCUGCGUGUUGUCGAGGUCCCACAUUAGAAAGACAGAAAUUUUGUUUUAAAGUGUUUGACUUGGAUCACGACUCCAGGCUGAACGAGCAUGAAGUGACUGCCAUGCUGGAAGCCUUGAAUGUAGUAAGAGAAGUGUAUCACUCCAAGGCUUCUCUGCAGGAAGCUCAAGACUUACCUCCUCUUGAACCUUCUGUAGUUGCCAAAGAAAUUCUCUCUAGUUAUGACCUGAACAAGGAAGGAUCUUUGACUCUGGAGGAUUAUUUGUUGUGGACAGUCAACAAUCAGCUGACCUCAGACUUUUUAGAGCUCCUUAGUGAGAUAUGCCACAUUGUGUUAGGCCUGUACCCACAGACCAAAGAAGAGGAAGGAAGGAUUAUCCAACACUGGCUAGAGAGAGAGAGCCGAAACCCUUUAGAGGUGGGCCAGAUCUGGUACCUGGUCAACAUGCAGUGGUGGAAUGUUUGGCUGGACUACGUCAAUGCUGAGAUGGACCCUAUGAGUAGACAGCAGCGGGUGUCCAAGAGUAAGCAGCAACAGUCAAUAGCAUGGGAUGAUGACUGUGUGCUAAUGGUCGGACCAGACAACAUCAACCAGACAUAUCGGUCAACGGCCACCUCUCUGAUACCACCUGACUCUACCCCCACCCACCGAGCCCAGGCCUCACCUAAAGCUUCCAGAAAAAUGUUGGCGUUAACUACAAGCAAACCUCCUGCUAUAAACAACAACAGCCUGCUCAUCAACCCAACUAAGUACAUAUCAAUGACCAAUGAAGGCGGGAGACUGAGGCGGGAUGUUUUGUUAACCAGAGGAAAAGAUUUUGAAAUAGUCCCAGAAUGCAUCUGGAGAGCACUGACCACCUGGUAUGGUGGGUCACCCGCCUUACCAAGGACAGUGAUCAACACAUCUAAAUCUGGCAACACCCCUGACCUGGAGCUCUACCCUAUUUGUGUUCGGAUCCUUCGGCACCAGACCCCCAGCCAGAGGCCGCCCCCGGCAACAAUUUUCACAGGGAUGGUAGCAGCAGGGAUGAGUCUGACAGCCAACCCAGCACAACCCCGGCGCUACCAUGCGCACACAGCCUCCUUUAGUCGCAAGCACACCAUGGCGCAGAUCUAUGAAUUUCUAUGUAACAAGCUGAGAUUUUAUAGGGAAGACUUUCGCUUGUGGAAAAUAAACCCUAAAGAUGACCAACAUAUCACACCACUGGACGAUGAUGAUCGCACAGUUGAAGACAAUGAGAUAGAAGAUAAUCAACAAAUUUUACUGGAAGUUCGUAAUAAGGACCUAACUUGGCCUGAAGAGAUGUCGCAGCUUGCAAAAAACAAAACAUUGAAAAAGGAUGAUGUUCCAACUGAGAAAGGAGCUACAGGACUGAACAAUCUUGGCAACACAUGUUUUAUGAAUGCAGCCCUCCAGUGUGUGUCCAACACCUGGCCACUCACUCACUACUUUGCUGGCAACCUGCACCUGUUUGAGCUCAACAGAGAUAAUCCGCUGGGAAUGAAAGGUCAUAUAGCUCAAAGAUAUGGGGAGCUAAUCAAAGAUCUCUGGAGCGGAACAUCCAAGACUGUAGCACCUCUUAAACUCAGAUGGACAAUAGGUAAAUAUGCUCCAAGGUUCAAUGGCUUCCAGCAGCAUGAUUCUCAAGAGCUGCUGAGUUUCCUAUUGGAUGGACUCCACGAGGAUCUGAACAGAGUCCACCACAAGCCUUAUGUUGAGCUCAAAGACAGUGAUGGCAGGCCGGACAGGGAGGUGGCAAGGGAGGCCUGGGAAAACCAUUUACUGCGGAAUCAGUCCAUCAUUGUAGAUUUAUUUCAUGGGAUCCUCAAGUCCCAGGUCAUGUGUAAGGAGUGUGAGCAUGUCAGCGUCAGGUUUGACCCAUACUCUCACCUUUCUCUACCCUUACCGAUGGACAGUUGUAUACACAUAGAGGUCAUAGUUCAAAAAUUGGAUGGCUCUGUCCCUGUCAAAUAUGGAUUACGGCUGAACAUGGAUGAGAAAUACAAAAGUUUGAAACGAGAGGUCAGCUACUUGUCCAACAUUCCACCCGGGGAGCUCUUAAUUGUAGAGGUCAAUGGACCUAAUGUCAAGUCCCUCCCACAAGAUGACCAGAAAAUUCGCAGCCACCUCAUCCCCUGCUCUCUUUUCUUGUACCAACUCCCCCCUCCCCCGCUAAUCCCACAGAUGACGGAGGAAGAGGAGAACUCUCAAUCUGGCAGCAGGGAGAGUUUAGACUUGCCAGAUAGGAUUGCUGUUAAAGGUGUCCUGCCACAAAAUAGUCCAAAACUGAAUGGCCAGCCUGUACAAAUGUCCAAGUCCCCAUGUCACUCUCGCAGUCCCAGCAAUGUUAGUAUAGCUAACACCAACAGCCUAGACCGUUCUGCUGAAAGAUUUGAAAACUUCGUUAUAGGGCUGCAUAGAAAGAUGAACCUGAUGGAUGUUUACUUUAUGUCCUCUCAAAAAUCUCGGCCGAGCUUGUUCGGCACGCCCAUCAUUAUCCCGAGGUCUGAGAACACAACCAAUCAAGAGCUGUAUCAGUUUGUCUGGAACCAAAUUGCAAGGCUCGUUAGUCCAUUGCCGCCAUCAGAAUUAAAAGUGACCAAUCAUGCGCAAGACUGUGAUGACAGCCUUGGCUAUGAAUAUCCUUUUAUGCUGAAGGAGGUGCAGAAAGAUGGUUUUUUAUGUUACAAAUGUCCUUGGUACAGAUUUUGUCGGGGUUGUCGAGUGGAAUGUAACACUGAAUUGUAUGGCAAGGGAAGCGCUUUUCUGGCAAUAGACUGGGAGGCCACUGCCCUGCAUUUACGCUACCAAACCACACAGGAAAAGUUUUAUGAAGAACACACAAGUGUGGCAUAUUCCAGACUAAAACAAACUGAACCCAUUGACCUUGACACUUGUCUACAAGCAUUCACCAAGUGGGAGGAGUUAGACGAAGAUGAACUCUACUAUUGCUCAAAAUGUAAAAAACAUUGUCUUGCAGCAAAAAAACUGGAUAUCUGGAGGCUACCUCCUAUACUGAUUAUAAACCUUAAAAGAUUUCAAUUUUUAAACGGGCGCUGGGUCAAAUCACACAAGAUAGUCAACUUCCCGCUGGUGGGCUUCGACCCUAAAGCCUAUCUGGCAAGCCGCGAGCCUGUGGACACCACAAACACUGACCACAAUAAAGGAGGCCAUAACAACACGGCGGAUAAUGACGUCACACCUCAAGAUCCGCCUGAUGGGAACGGGUGCGGGGACACCAUCAGCAGCAACAUCCUUGCCAACCACUACGGGUCCAGCACCUCCAGCCCGCCUGUACGGUUGGGGACCAGAAGCUCCGCCUCUUCCAAUUUAGAUUCGGUCAACAGUAGUCUUUCAGUGCCUAUCUCAGGUCUCGUCACUGCCAUUCCACCUGACACCAGCAAUUACAUUCAUAAUCAAAACCAGCAUGUGUCACAGUCUCUCCUCAAGCCAGGCGUGCUAUCAAUCAAAUCCACAGCUAAUGGUUCUUCCAAAACUGGCAUAAUAUCCCACGCCAUUGAUGCCAGAUUAAAAGAAUUUGACAAGGAAGAUUAUACAAACGUUCGAUACAACUUGUACGCCAUGUCUUGUCACACAGGUAUACUUGGAGGGGGGCACUACGUUGCUUAUGCAAAAAAUGAAAAGGAUCGCUGGUUUUGUUAUAAUGAUAGCAGUUGUAAGGAAGUCCCUGAACAUCAGCUGGACAAAAAUUCUGCCUACAUUUUAUUUUACCAGCGAGAGAAUGUGGAUUUUAGUCCUUUUAUGCCAGAUACAACUGGACGAGAGCCGGAUACUUCAGAAAUUGAUGACGAGUUUGAAUCGGAUUUCAAGAAAAUGUGUAUACUACAGUAAAACUUUGUGUAACCAGUGUAUUUAUCAAAGCAUUCUUUAAGUCACGCUGUAUCUCUGUUUCAAAGGCCCACAUUUUUAACAUAAUUUAUUUUCAAGUAUAAAGUGCUUUGUUUUCAACUCACAAAAUAGAUUUAUUACUUUCAAAUUUUGAAGAAAAUUUGAUUUUUUUAUGUUAAAAGUUUUUCUCUUGCAAAUUGUUUUCUGCUUGAGAAUGUGGCUUGAUAAUUUGAAGAAUUUCAAGGAAGAAAAAUCAACAGAGUAAUAAAUUUUUUUGUGAAUUCCGAAAAAUGUACUUAAAAAAAACUAAUUCGCCUGGAUAUUCCAUUGUAAUCAUGGCCUUAAAUGGGUUCUUAAAAAGAAAACAGUUUGUCCCUACAACAUUCCAGUCAAUGAUGGUCAUGGCCACAAUAUUUCUCAACCAAUGGGAGCAAGUGUUGCAGUAUGUUUGUGCUGAGGACAGAGUUAUCAUCCUUGACAGUCAGUAUUUAUGGGUCUGUGCAAUCUUAUUUCUUUUCCCACAAUCCAUUAUUUUCUCAGUGAAUUAGUUUGAUCAUCUCUCAUCUCUAUCAUGUGACGUCUGCUCAAUAGUAUCCAAAUGUGCCUGAGCUAAUGGCUCAGUAUCCCAGCAUGACUUGACAUAGCAAGCGCGGAUGUUUAUGGAAAUAAUUGUUUUGUUUCAUCAAACUGGAUCCUGGGAAAUGUAGUUGUAUUUUUUUGAAAGAUAUUUACUUGUAUAUUUUUCUGGCAAUGAAAGAAAAUAAUUUCAAAUUCUGUUUCCCUCUCAUUGUGCCAGUAGUCUGUUGUACAGCAGUGUAAGAGUUAACAUACAUGGAUACAAAUGUUUGACAAAUACUGAAGACUAUUUAGCCGUUUUGUUUCGCUGAAGUUUUGUGAUACCAGUUCUGGCUGUGAAUGUUUUGUGGUACUUGGCAUCCAGAAUUACAAUAAACUUAGCUAUUUGUAGUUUUGCAUAAUUGCCAGUUUAGUGAAUGGGGGUGGAGGGGAGUUCUAUGUGACAGACUAAAUAGGUCAGACACAUUUUACCCCUUACCUUACAGACACAAAAAUUGUGUCAAUUGAAUUGUAAAUAUAAAAUAACCAAGUUAUUAGUUCUGUUUUUAUAUUUAUAUUUAAAAGAAUAUUGUUUUCUGUAAUUAAAUUAUUACAGAAUGAAAUUUUAAAAAAGGUUUAUAAAUAGUUAUAAUAAUUUAUAAAUAAUUAUUCCAGAGAGGGAAUCUUCAGUUUGUUGGGUGUUUUAUGGUGUUUUAGUUAAAACAGCUAGUUUAACCUUUGUAUUGAGACUUGUUUGCACACUAACUUUGGCAUCACCAAGAAAACAGCUUUUCAAUUUCUAACUCUAGAAGAGAAGAUUACCAUUUACUACUUUCAGUUUCUAGAAGAAAAGAGUACCAUUUACUAUUACUUUCAGUUUCCAACUCCAGAAGAAUAGAUUUCCAUCGGCAGUCUACAACACCAAAUGUAGCUAAUACUGGUGAAAAAUGUUUUUCAUUUUUUUAACCAUGUACAUUUAUAUUUUAUAUAUUAUAUUAUUAAGCAUGGACAAUCAAAAUGUUUCAUAGAACAUGACAGUUACCUUUUUGGAUAUUUUAUUUAUUCCUUAGCUUUGUAGCCAUUUUAUAAAUUUAAAGAUCUAAUAAUAGAAACAAGAUGUAUAAUUGUGGAGAAGCAAUUGUUAAACUUGUCUGAUUUGAGCAUUUCUUGAUGUUCCAAUGCAUUGGAAAUAUGAUUGUAUAGAUGGUUUUCAAAACUUGGGGUUUAUGAGAAGUGGCUAAUAGUCAGGUUCAUUGAUGCAUAAAAUCAAAAAUUAAAUUUGCUCAUAUCUGCUGCUCUGUAACUAUCCAGAAUUUUUGUUUUGUCCUUCGGCUGCUUCAUUUGUUUCACUUUUAUACCUUUACAAUUGUUUCCUUUAUGAUUUGAUACUAGAUUUUAAUUAUUUAAUUAUUUGUAGUAGAAAAUGUUAAGGAACACAGAUGCCUAAGAAAUGUAUCUUUUGCUAUAGUUUUAAUUUGUCCAUUUAUUUAUUUAUUUUUACAUCGAAUUAAUCCAUUUACCAUGUGCCACUUUUGUUAUUUUUUUGGUUUUUUAAAUUAUGCAAUCUAUUCGUAGGAAGAGCUAGCAGCUUUAGUGAAAUAAGUUGACUUUUGUUUUAUUUACAAAGCAUUAAUAUUUUUUUAAACUUCAAGAAUAUUAAGACAACUGUUAUUCAACUAAAAGUAUUUAUCAGAAUAAUUAGCAGCAUGGUAGAUGAUAGCAGUUAAAAAUAUAAUUUAAAUAAUAUAAGUUAAAUAAUAUAAGUUUAAUGCAACUAUUUAGUUAAAUUUGUAUCUGUUGUACUGAUUUAGUUUUCACAUCAUAGUAUAAGUACAAUUAUAUUGUAUAAAGCACAUGUCAGUUAUGAAUGACCAUAACUUUAUGAGAUGGGUUACUUUAGAAUCCUUAUUUAUUAUUUGCGGGAUCAUGUUAGCAAACAUGAUAGAAGGGUUUACUUUGGAAAAUGGUUCAUUAAAAUAUUGGGAAUGAUUUAUUUAUUUUAAAUGAUUAUUUUUAUGAAUAGUUGUGCCAAUAGCAGUAUAUACUAUUAAAAUACUAUUUGUCUAAUGUUUUCUACUAUGUUUUGCUGACUAUAAAGCCUUAAAAACCAUUUCAUUUGCUGUUAUUUAUUUCAUUAUUUUUUUUAGCAUAACAUAAUGUUAUGUUUAUGUCAGCUGAUUUAUGAUGUGUAUGUAUUUAUAUCAUAACCCAUAAAACAUGUAAUUAUGACAUAAUUGGUGUAUUGGACCUGGUUUUGUUAAUGGUCCUCUUUAAUUAUGUUAAUUCAGUUCCAAACACAAGUGUAAAACACUUUAAGACACAUUUUAAAUUAUUAAAAUUUUAAUUCUAAAAUCAAUGGAAAGAUUGUGAUUUUUGUUGGUGCUAUACCAUCUAGGCAUUGUUGGCUUUGUUAAACUUCUGUUGGUUUUUUUUUAUGGUUUUUUUAUGAGUUUACAUUAUUUUUUCAGGUUUUCUAUGUAUUUAUACCAUUUAAAAAUAUUCAAAUGUUAAUGAAGAGUUUUGAAAACCCUAGUUUUUUUUUGUUCUUUAAAUAACCAUAGGUUUUGCUAAAAGUUAACAAGAAUUUGGUUGUCCCUUUUAAAUUUUCAGUUUGCAGUAGUCUGUUGUACAAAAGUUAAAAAAGCUUUUAUAUUCAUAAAUCAUUUUUAAAAUAUAGAUCUAAAUUAAUUGAAGCUUUCCCAUAAAGUAAUACAAAAAUACUUGAAUGAGUUUUGAUAUUAAAAGUUUUUUAAAUAUCAUAAGACAAUUAUAAUUAUAUAAAAGAAUAUAGAUUAGCUAUUUAAUCUUUCUCUGAAAAAAUUAGAUGAUCCUUUCAUUUAGUGAUUUUCAUGUGUAUCAAGAUCAAGAAAUUUUCCAGCUUACCAGUUCCGUCGGCUCUUUUGGUAUAGGAAAUUAAUCUAGUAAGAAAUAGAUAUUUAGAUAGCUUAUUAUUUUUAACCCCAUUUUUUUUCUCAAUUAUUUUUUCUUAAACAAUGGUUUAAAUUUUAUUAUUUAUUUAUACAUUUUGGUUUAAGUGCAUCAAAAUACACAUGAUUUUUAAUAACUGUCCAAUGGUAUAGUUAGAAUUCGCUUUCUUUUAGUAGUAGAAAAAUAUAAUUUGACAUGGUUCUUUCAAAUGUCUAAAUAUUCUAUUUACAUCAACAGAAUGCUUCAUAUCUUUAUAUUUUUGUAUAUAUAAAUAGAAUAUUGUUUUUCUUUUUAAUAUUGUAAAUUUUGUGAAUCUACUCUAGCUUUAAAUGAUGGGAUAGUAGACAUUUAAAUGUGAUAAUUGUUAUGAUUCCACAGAGAUAGAGCUGGUAAGGUCACUGAGAAUUUCCUGCUUUUCAUUAGCUGCUCCUUUACUAAUGGAGUUGUCUCCCAUAGUGCAGAGAAACCUUUUCUUUUUAAAAUGAAAAUUGUUGUGGUGCACCUACACCAUUUCUAAUGAAGUCUCGAGUCUUUUAGCUAGAUAUGCUUUCACAUGAUUGUAGGGCCAGCGUAUAGACUAGCAUCUUUUAUUUUCAACAAUCAAAAAAAUUUACAUUACUUCUUUAAAAAAUAAAAUAAGCUGAUCAAGCUUCAAACUUUUCAAGCCUUUUUUUUUGUCAGUUAAAGAUUUUCAUGCAGCCCAAUAACAUUUGUAUGUGCUUUCUAUGGAUUUUAUGACUAGGUAAACCAUAUAGAUUGAUGUAUAAAAUGUUGAAACUAUGUUAAGCUUUCCGUUUCAACUAUGUUAACAAAUUUUUUCUUGAUAUGCAGUCUGUGAUGCCAUUUUUACGUACUAAUUAAUUCUUCAUAAGAAAACAGUUGUGUAGAUUUGUUUUAUAAUGUGUGCACAUUUCAUCAAAUAAAUCUCCAAUCAUG